UGUUACUUCAGAGCUCCUGCUCUUCCCGGAACCAUAGCCGAACCCUGCAAGGUGCUGCUGCUGGACGCCGUGUUCCGGUCCAUGAUAUGGACUGAUGUUCCAGCUUCACAUCCCAAUCCAGAUUCCAUCGUCUGAUGUUUUUAUGAAUUAUCCAUGAGUUAAAUCUGGCACCACAUGUGACGACAUGUAGCUGUUUCCGAGUCCAGACGCUCCAUCAGGUCCUGACAGUGGAGAGGAUUGGCUCAUUCACAGGGACGUGUCCAGCGGACGCUCCACCUGAACAGAUUAAAAACACUGAAGCGAAUGAAAAAUAGUUUUUUGGACUUGGAGUCGAGAGCCUUGGACAGCGCAGGUUUGGACCCGGAAACAGUAUCAGAAGGUCGACACAACACAUCUUAACAAGCAGAAAAUGUCAUAAUGCAAUUUUAAGCCCACAGCCAAAAUGUUGUUGGACAAAUUAAAUAAUUAGUAAUUAAAUUCUACAGAUAUCCAGGAUUUUUUUCAUCUCCCAGAAUUCUGUGAGUGAGUUAUACAGGCUGAGCUCUGGACCAUGAAUCAGCAUUGCAACAUGUACCAUUAUUAUCAUAUUUGUAAAAAGUCAUUUGUCUCAAUUAGUACGUGUUUCUGGAAAUAACAUCGUUAAGCCUAUUUGUUCUCUUGACGAUGAAUUUUCCACAGAAUGUGAUCAUUUUAAGCCUGUGGUACGAUGCUGUAACAUGCCCCUCGACAGCAUGGACUGUUAGUCUGAAACUGAGUGAGCUGGUAAUGUUAUCACAUCUCUGAUUCUCUUUGUCCUGCUCUGCUAUCGGUAUCCGUGUUAGUAUUGGCAGAUGUCCAGACUCAAGGAUCAGAAUCAGGCUGGAACUGAAAAAAGUGGGUCUGUGUAUCUCUAUUUUUAAUCAUCUAAUUAAUCAUUUGUCCUUCAUUUCACCACUAGAGGUCUCCAUCGCCAGUAUGCUGCACUGUUACCAUGGUUACUUCUAAUCACUCCCACCCUAAUCAGUUCUCAUUAUGUCACUGUGUGUGAGCUGUGUUUGGGGCUGAUUGGUGUUCUUCAGAUCUGAAAAGUGUCUCAGGUAGCCUGUGGACUGUUUCACUGAUUUGGAUCUGAAUGAUCAUUUUUGUCUUUUUAGAGUUAAUGUUGUGGAAUGUUUGUGAAACGAGUUAGGUCCUGUUGUCACUUGCAUUAUAGCCACUGUAAACACUCGCUCCCUCACCAGUCUCGCUUUAUUCUUCAAGUUAAUAAGACAUGCAGCUUGUUCCAUCAUGUUACUGAGAAACUGUAAAGAAGUAUAAACCCCUCUGUCCGGAAGAUGUCAGAAAACUUAAAGUUCCAGCUUCACCUCUUACUGUUACACUGUGUUGACACUGGAGACGCCUUCCAGAGAUGAUACAGAAACAUGUCCUUUAAGAAAACUUUAUUGAUGAUUUUGUUUGAGGAGCUCUGCUGUACGAGUCCCUGUGAAUGAGUCGUUGCUAUAGAAACGGUAAGGUAUUAGAACAGUGCAUUAAUAAAUCUGUGCUGUGUAUCUGUGUGACUUUGUUCUGUUGGAUGUCUGUGGAAUCUUCAAGACCUCGUGAUUCUCACUGCUCCCACCUUCAUGGGUACUGCAAAGUGAUGGUGAACUGAAACAGGGUGCACAUACUUCAGGAUUUUCAUUAGUUGUUACACCACAAUCCUUGGAGUGUUUCUGCUCCUCGAGUUAUAUCUGUGAGAUUUCAGGUGUGUGUAUUCUGCAGUUCAUCAGGGUGUGUGAGGAAAGGUGAUGUGACUUGCGUGCUCUGUGUGGAAUCUCUACAUUUCCUUCCUGUCUUUCUUUUCAAAACUCAGAUUUAACCUUUGCAAGUCUUUUCAUUAUUUUUAAACAUUAGCAUGAAAAUCCUGCUGAAUUAAAACCUGCCACUUCAAUGAAAGGGAUUUUUGACUGUCGGUGUUUCCUUGUUUUUUAGGCGAAGUUGGUUCAGGAUCUUGGCCUCAGUAAUCAGAUGUGUGUCCUGAACCACAUGGCGUUAUUUGCUGAGCUGCGAGCACCAUGCUCCAGUGACUCUGUUCGCGUCACAGAUGCAACCUUCUCAGGAGUUCAGGCUCGUGUGUUUGAGUCCACAGUUCCAGGGCCAUGGCGUCUCAGACGAGGAGUUGUUUAUUUCCACGGAGGAGGCUGGGCACUGGGCAGUGCACGAAUGCGAUCAUAUGACCUCCUGUGCAGGACAAUGGCUGAGGAGCUGGAUGCAGUCGUCAUAUCUGUGGAUUACAGACUCGCCCCUGAGGUUUAUUUCCCAGGUCAGUACGAGGAUGCGAUCCAGGCCUGCAGGAACAUCCUGACAGAUGAGGUUCUGACAAGGUUCUCCAUGGAUCCUCGCAGGUUGGCUGUGUCAGGUGACAGUGCCGGCGGGAACCUUGCUGCUGCCGUGGCUCAAGAGUUGGCAUCUGAUAGCAGUGUCUCAAUCCGGUUCAAGGUCCAGGCUCUGAUCUACCCCGUGCUCCAGGCUCUGGACUUCAACACUCCGUCAUACCAGCAGAACAGUGAUGUACCCAUCCUGUACCGCUCGCUCAUGGUCCGCUUCUGGCUGGAGUACCUGAACGGGGCGCAGAACCUCAUCCCUGCUCUGCUGGUGAAUAACCACACAGCACUGGACCAGAAUCAGGACACAGCUUCAGCCAGAGAGAAGCUCAACUGGACCCAGUUAUUAGCUCCUAAAUUCACCAAGCAUUACAAACCUGUAGUUCCUCGUCAUGGUUCCCCGCAGAUCCUGCAGCAGCUCCCAGGUCUCCUGGACACCCGAGCUGCUCCAUUAUUGGCUGAAACUGAGGUUCUGAAGCUGGUUCCUCCUGCCUACAUCAUGACCUGUGAACACGAUGUGCUGCGGGAUGAUGGGCUAAUGUACGCACGGCGCCUAGAGGAUGUUGGAGUACCCGUAACCAGUGACCAUUACGAACAGGGAUUCCACGGAAUCAUGAUGUUUGGAUUUUUUCCUGCCUGUUUCUCCGUAGGGUGGGAGAGUCAGAGGAAUUACAUCCACUGGCUGCAGCACAACCUCUAAUUAUUUUAGUCAGAGUGAAGGUCCAGUGAUCCAGAUACUUAUAUACCUCAUGUGAAAUCACUGUAUACAAUGCAUACAAAAUGCAAAAUUACUUUUAUUAAUCAGUUAGUGUAAGGUUAUAAAGUACUCUGGCAGGUCUGGUGUUACAAAAAAAACCUGUUAUGGAAAAUUAUUUUUAUAGUUCAUUAUACGAACUACAUUAUAGUAUAUUUUUUAAAUAAAUAUUUAUUCUGUAAAAGCAAAGGCUUUUACAACCAAAAUAAUUCCCAAAAAUUUAAGGAACUAUAUAAAACUGUAAUUUACUUAAUUUACCAUGCAAGUUUACAAUAAAAACCCUGAAACACAACCUUAAACACCUGCAAUGAUGUGAAAGGGAAACACAGUAACAUAACAAAAGUAGUAGCACAGUAUCAAAUGAAAACCAUAAGAAAUACUCACAGAAAGUGAACAGUGAGUCACUUGAUGCUGAAAUGUCAUCAAAUCAUGAAUCCUUUAUUAACUGAUGUUUAUACCAUCAGGACUAAAACAAUUUCACGUCUAACUCAAUUACUGAAUAAUAGUAAAUAUACAUAAUUAGUUGAAGAACUCGGUUUGCAUAAAUACCUUUCAGCUAAACUGAUGUAUUACAAAGUAACCACACAUUCCUUAAUGCUUCAUACUGAUCAAUAUAGACUUAUUUUUACUAUAGAAUGGAAUAAUUAUUAAUUAACACAGGUGUUCAGCUGCCUUCAGUGCCGCAAAGUGUGAGCGAUACGCUAAAAGAUAUAUCCCGAGAGAUAUAUACUUAAUAUAAUUAUGUAUGUAUAAUUCAGUUGCCAGAAUUACAGAAAUGUUCAUUAAAAGACUGAAAAACAU
Neoarius graeffei (lesser salmon catfish) is the source of this 3897-nucleotide messenger RNA. Its product is annotated as neutral cholesterol ester hydrolase 1-like. Gene Ontology annotation, molecular function: carboxylic ester hydrolase activity. Gene Ontology annotation, cellular component: membrane. Bases 1987 to 3042 code for a protein of 351 amino acids. The record is from RefSeq and is a predicted model, not a curated record. The transcript has 6 exons. Lineage: Eukaryota; Metazoa; Chordata; Actinopteri; Siluriformes; Ariidae.